GAUGUAUGAAUCGGCGAACGUCCCCGACGACGCAGAUCGUACGGCUUUUCGGCGAGCAGAGAAAAAAUACAAGCUUUACUAUGAACAGGAUUCAAAGUUCUCUAGAAAGAAGAAGCUUCCAAAACCGGUUGAUUUGUCGGCGUUGCUCGAUUUCGAUUCGAUCUUACAAAAUUUCUACAAGAAUGGUGUUUUGCCAGACGGAAUUAAGGUUGCGGAAGCUGAUUCCCCGGUUUUCUGCAUCGAGAAUCGCCCCGGGUUUUACUUUAUCCCUGGUGCAUUGAGUUUGGAGGAACAAUGUAAAUGGAUCAAAGAGAGCUUGAAGAACUUUCCACAGCCUCCAAAUAGAACUAACCACAAUGCAAUUUAUGGUCCCAUUGCUGAUUUGUUUGAUUCAGCUAAAGAAAACAAAGUAUUGGUUCAGGAGGAUCCUGCAUCCGAAACUUGUAUCAACCACAACAGAUGGAAGUUCUAUGACGAUGAAGAAGAUAUCGCGAAAGCAAAACGAAGAGGUUGCAAAUCAGUUUCCGCUUCACUUCUUCUAAGGAAGCUUCGAUGGAGCACACUCGGUUUACAAUUUGAUUGGUCCAAGCGCAACUAUGAUGUUUCUCUCCCUCAUAACGAAAUCCCUGAUGCACUUUGUCAACUAGCUAAGACACACGCCGCCAUUGCAAUGCCUAUCGGAGAGGAAUUUCGUCCAGAGGGUGCGAUUGUAAACUAUUUCGGCCUAGGUGAUACCCUUGGAGGCCACCUUGAUGACAUGGAAGCUGACUGGAGUAAACCCAUAGUGAGCAUGAGCCUUGGAUGUAAAGCUAUUUUUCUCUUAGGCGGAAAAUCAAAAGAUGAUCCUCCUCAUGCUAUGUAUCUCAGAAGUGGAGAUGUUGUACUAAUGGCUGGAGAAGCCAGGGAAUGCUUUCACGGCGUACCCCGUAUCUUCACGGAUGAAGAAAAUGCGGAUAUUGGGGCACUUGAAUCAGAACUGUCCCGUGAAAGUGGACAUUUCGUCGCAGAGUACAUCAAAACUUCGAGGAUCAACAUAAACAUCAGGCAAGUUUUC
Thlaspi arvense is the source of this 1054-nucleotide messenger RNA. The record is from the annotation of a GenBank genome assembly. NCBI's taxonomy places the organism in Eukaryota, Viridiplantae, Streptophyta, Magnoliopsida, Brassicales, Brassicaceae.